UUGCACCACCAUUCUUUCACAUAACCAAAAUACACUCAUAAGAAAAACAAUGAGGUCCCUAAUGGCUUCUGCUUCUCUCACUCUUGCAUUAGCCAUACUCUUUUUCAGUUUCCCAUCUGAAAUAUCAGCAAACCAAUAUUCUUAUUCCUCACCACCACCACCGGUCCACUCACCACCGCCACCAAAGGAUCCAUACCAUUACUCAUCUCCUCCACCUCCACCAGUUCACACCUAUCCUCACCCACACCCAGUCUACCACUCUCCACCACCACCGGUUCACACCUACCCUCACCCACACCCAGUCUACCACUCUCCUCCUCCACCAACACCACACAAGAAGCCUUACAAGUACCCAUCUCCUCCACCACCACCAGUGCACACCUACCCCCAUCCUCACCCUGUCUACCAUUCCCCACCACCACCACAUAAGAAACCAUACAAGUACUCAUCUCCCCCACCACCACCAGUGCACACCUACCCUCAUCCUCACCCUGUCUACCACUCCCCACCACCACCAGUGCACACCUACCCUCACCCUCACCCUGUCUACCACUCCCCACCACCACCACCAACACCACACAAGAAGCCAUACAAGUAUCCAUCACCACCACCACCACCAGCUCACACCUACCCUCCUCAUGUUCCUACCCCAGUUUACCAUUCUCCUCCUCCUCCAGUUUACUCCCCACCUCCACCAGCCUAUUACUACAAAUCACCUCCUCCACCUUCAGCAAACCAAUAUUCUUAUUCCUCACCACCACCACCGGUCCACUCACCACCGCCACCAAAGGAUCCAUACCAUUACUCAUCUCCUCCACCUCCACCAGCUCACACCUAUCCUCACCCACACCCAGUCUACCACUCUCCACCACCACCGGUUCACACCUACCCUCACCCACACCCAGUGUACCACUCUCCUCCACCACCAACACCACACAAGAAGCCUUACAAGUACCCAUCUCCUCCACCACCACCAGUGCACACCUACCCUCAUCCUCACCCUGUCUACCAUUCCCCACCACCACCACAUAAGAAACCAUACAAGUACUCAUCUCCCCCACCACCACCAGUGCAUACCUACCCUCAUCCUCACCCAGUCUACCAUUCCCCGCCACCACCACCAACACCACACAAGAAGCCAUACAAGUAUCCAUCACCACCACCACCACCAGCUCACACCUACCCUCCUCAUGUUCCCACCCCAGUUUACCAUUCUCCUCCUCCUCCAGUUUAUUCCCCACCUCCACCAGCCUAUUACUACAAAUCACCUCCUCCACCUUACCACCACAGAUGCUUUAAGAAUUUACCUAUAAAAAGGGGUUGCACCACCAUUCUUUCACAGAACCCAAAUACACUUGUAAGAAAAACAAUGAGGUCCCUAAUGGCCUCUGCUGCUCUCAUUCUUGCAUUAGCCAUGCUCUUUCUCAGUUUCCCAUCUGAAAUUUCAGCAAACCAAUAUUCUUAUUCCUCACCACCACCACCGGUCCACUCACCACCACCACCAAAGGAUCCACACCAUUACUCAUCUCCUCCACCUCCACCGGUUCACACUUACCCUCAUCCACACCCAGUCUACCAUUCUCCACCACCACCGGUUCACACCUACCCUCACCCACACCCAGUCUACCACUCUCCUCCACCACCAACACCACAUAAGAAGCCAUACAAGUACCCAUCUCCCCCACCACCACCAGUGCACACCUACCCUCACCCUCACCCUGUCUAUCACUCCCCACCACCACCACCAACACCACACAAGAAGCCAUACAAGUAUCCAUCACCACCACCACCACCAGCUCACACCUACCCUCCUCAUGUUCCCACCCCAGUUUACCAUUCUCCUCCUCCUCCAGCUUAUUCCCCACCUCCACCAGCCUAUUACUACAAAUCACCUCCUCCACCUUACCACCACUAGAUAGCACAUCAUUGGCAUCAUACUAUAUGGAUCUAAACAGAAAGUGUGAAAGCAAAGAAAGCCAUACACAAAGAAGAUGAGAGGAUUCUUCACAUAUAUAUUUCGUCAGUCUUUGAUUAAUAUUGUUUAGAGGGUUGCUUUUAUUUAUUUAAUUUGUGUUUUUGUUGUAUUAGCCACAGCUGUAAGGCACUGCCUCAGUAUGCAUGAAUUGUAAUUUUCAAAGUUCGGUUUUGUAUCAAGCUGACCGACAAGCCAAAUAAAUAUAUCCCCUAUUUUGCUA
This is a messenger RNA of Lathyrus oleraceus (garden pea), 2195 nucleotides long. Its product is annotated as extensin-3. Lineage: Eukaryota; Viridiplantae; Streptophyta; Magnoliopsida; Fabales; Fabaceae. The record is from RefSeq and is a predicted model, not a curated record. Gene Ontology annotation, molecular function: structural constituent of cell wall. The transcript has 4 exons. Gene Ontology annotation, biological process: plant-type cell wall organization. Bases 50 to 1915 code for a protein of 621 amino acids.